Lytechinus pictus (painted urchin) is the source of this 2785-nucleotide messenger RNA. RefSeq names its product heparan sulfate glucosamine 3-O-sulfotransferase 1-like. Lineage: Eukaryota; Metazoa; Echinodermata; Echinoidea; Temnopleuroida; Toxopneustidae. The record is from RefSeq and is a predicted model, not a curated record. The transcript has 2 exons. Gene Ontology annotation, molecular function: sulfotransferase activity. The coding region runs from base 371 to 1570 and encodes 399 amino acids.
AUACAAUGCCUGAAUGAACAAGAAAGCGAAGCUUAAGGAAGAGUGGAUACGUGGCCUUUUUCCUUUUACAUUCACUUUCGAGCCUUUCCAAAGAAAUUUGGUGUGUCAAUGAAAUCCGCAUAUGCCUUUUGUAUACAUUAAUACAUUAUACCUACAUGCAUACAUUACCGCUGUUCCUUCUAUUUAAAGAGGUUGGAUGUGCCUACUAUAAUAUUCAUUAUAUAGAAUCAAUAUGUCCUCUCGCUACGUAGCACGUCUUGUUGAACACUGCCUAUGAAUAUUCAUAACUAGGGAUUCGUAGAUACAAGGAAGGAGUCAUCUUUACACAGAGAUUUGGUCUAACUCCUUAGUUGCAAUUUGCUCAACAAGGAUGACUAUAUGCAAAUAUAUUCGCCAAAAGAAACGAUACAUUUUAAUGUACGUUUCAUUAUUGUUGACGUUUUUCUUCGCGUGUUAUUAUUUUACUAAUUACGAAAAAUACACCACCCCUUCUGUUACAAGGCUUGCGCAAGGAUCCAACGCAUAUUACAAAGAUCAUCCGAAUGGAGUGGUGCAAGCGCUUGACCAUGGCUGUUACCUCCAGACAUCAAACUUCAGCCAGCACCAGCAUUCUGAAGAACUUCUGGCAGAACGGAACUGUCGAAAGAAGAUGCCGGUUGCGCUGGUAUUGGGGGCUGCUCUGAGUGGAUCUGCAACCCUGAAGAGCGCCCUCUCAUUUCAUCCCAAUGUGACUGUGCCAGAGUUCACAGUUCCUCUCAAUUUCACCGAUAUUGGCCCGUACUUAGCGAAGAUGCCACACUCUCUCCCUCACCAGGUCACUAUAGGGGAAUGUCAAGAAUACCUGUACAUGACGGACCUAUCGAAACAAAUGGUAACGUCUGUCUUUCCUGGCCUUAAGGUCAUCAUUCUUAUACGAGAUCCAGUGGCAAGAGCCAUGUCAGAAUUCUUGGCUUUGAAGUCGAAAAGCAGCUCAAAGGUUUAUCGCCAGAGUAUUUCAAAAUAUUUACAUUUGCCAGUUGGGACAAGUAGGCGCGAUCCCCAUAAAGUGGUAAAAGAAAGAAUGUGGACGGGGAAAAACUCACAGCUGUAUGACACAAGCCCUGACGACAUACACUACAAUUUAGAGGACACCUUCGAAGAAACCGUAUUGGAAUCAGCUAAGAUUGACCCAGUGCAUUUUCUGGUACAGAGGAGUAUUUAUGGGUCAGGCAUUAGGAAAUGGGUCCGAGUUAUUCCACCACAGAACAUGCUGAUAUUAGACGCUGAGAGGUUUGCUCAAAGUCCCGUCGAGACCUUGGAAAUUGUAGAACGUUUCCUUGGACUUAGUCCAUUCUACCGCAAAGACUUCUUCAGCUUUGACCUUUCUAAAGGUGAAUUUUGUUUCAAUUCACCGGUGCGAUCCUGCGUAGAGCCUUUACCGAUGCAGAAGCCAUUACCCGCCCUGUCUGAUGAAAUCGUUACUCUUCUUCGAGAAUUCUUGUUACGCUCGAUAAAAGUUCAAAGCAAAUAUGCCAAUGCUUAUUUUCCACACCUUGGUGAGAAUCCGUUAAUAUAUACCCCAUUUAGAUAACCACGUAGUCUUGCUUUACAUCAACUGAUCAAUGUCUGGUGGCGGUGCCGUGUCCCAGUGGAAAACGCCUGGCUGGACAUUUGAAAGUCCAGGGUUCGAUCCCUGGCCAUGGUCACCCGUGAGCACGGCACUAAUUGUUAUUCUAUUGGGUGCACCUAAAAAAAGAAAAAGAGUGAUGAAGACCUUUAUGUUUUAAUUAUUGUUUAUAUCAGUGGUUUAUUAUUCAAUCGCUUGUCACACAUGUUCAUUGAUCAUCUUAUGAAUCAAUUAACAUAAUUAACAUGUAGAUCUUUAAAAACUCUGUAUCUUUCGCACCUUGUUCGAAUUAUUGCUGUUUCACCCCCCCCCCCCCUUGAAACACAACUCAAAAGUUGUUGCUCUUGGCCUAUUUAUGUUGGUAUGGUAAUUCAUAAAAAAUUGCCACCGAUAAAAAGGAUAAAUGAGUCGAUUGUAUCGGAUUCGCCCGACACUGUAAAACAUAUUGUGCAAAAUUUUAACCAGCACGAGGGUAAUUAUGUAGCAAAAAAAAGCAAGCUUUAUGUGCUCUAGCUCUAGCGGUUGAGUUCCGGAUUCGAUUCCCGGCAGAGACUUUUUUCGGCCUCAUCAAAUUUGUUUUAAAAAAGGAGGAUAGCCCUAAACUGAGCUAUGUCUGCCAUUAUUCUCUAUCCACAUUUAUAUCACAUAUUUUCGAAAAUACUUUCUUUCAUCAAGAAAUUUACCCACAUUGUGCUGCACUCUACCCGGGUGAGGUAAAUGGGUCUCAAAAAGCCGUGAGCACCGGAAUCGGUAGACUAGAUUAGCCGGGAUAUUAUAGGAGCGCCUAUAGAGCAUCUAACAGGGUGUGCAAUAUACCUUGUUUUAUUAUUAUUUAUUUAUUAUUAUUAUUAUUAUCAAGAAGUGUCCGAAGUGAAUGAAAAACUGACCGAAAUCCUAAUCGGACGUACACAUUUUGUUGUUGCUGUUUUUUUUUCCAUUCGAUAUACUCUAAAUGAAACAUCAUGGAAUUGGGUCGGACAGUAUGUUCAUAAUAGCUGAGAUUAAUAGGUGAGGGCAAUUUCGCGAGACUUAUACCAUGAGUCGUCAAGCUUUCAGGCAUUCAUAAGGAUCUGAAUAGUAAUGCAGCUAUGAAGUGCCAGUAAACUUGGGAGAUUGUGGAGAAUAAACUUACCCCAUUUUUAUUUAUUGCAUAUGUAAUAAAAUUAUGAUUAUUAGUCA